Molecule: messenger RNA, 3699 nt
Organism: Syzygium oleosum
Lineage: Eukaryota; Viridiplantae; Streptophyta; Magnoliopsida; Myrtales; Myrtaceae
Product: probable phospholipid-transporting ATPase 4
Exons: 11
Coding region: 1-3699 (1232 amino acids)
Biological process (GO): phospholipid translocation
Cellular component (GO): plasma membrane
Molecular function (GO): ATP hydrolysis activity; magnesium ion binding; ATPase-coupled intramembrane lipid carrier activity
Source: RefSeq, a predicted model, not a curated record
AUGCAGGAGUCAAGCGGAAGAACAAAGAGGAAGAUACGAUGGAGCAAGCUGUACACAUUCUCGUGCUUCCGGCCCCCCAAUGCCGAUCCAGUUCCCAUCAAAAGCCUUAUAGGACGGCCGGGAUUCUCGCGGGUUGUUUUCUGCAACGAGCCUCAUCUGGAUAGAAUGAAACCUCACAAGUACCCAACCAAUUACGUAUCCACGACCAAGUACAACGUGUUGACGUUCCUCCCAAGGUCACUCUUCGAGCAGUUUCGAAGAGUGGCCAAUCUUUAUUUCCUGCUGGCAGCAGUAUUGUCCCUCACCUCGUUGGCUCCUUUCACUCCGCCAAGUCUGAUUAUCCCUCUCGUUUUUGUGGUUGGGAUCAGCAUGCUCAAGGAGGCGAUAGAAGAUUGGCACAGGUUCUUGCAGGAUUUGGAAGUGAACUCCCGUUUCGUGAAGACUCACAUAGGAGAUGGUGUCUUUGUCGAAAAACCGUGGCAACAAGUCUCCGUCGGGGAUGUUGUUAAAGUACAGAAGGAUCAGUAUUUUCCCAGUGACCUCCUUUUACUCUCUUCAAGCUAUGAGGACGGCGUUUGCUAUGUUGAGACUAUGAAUCUCGAUGGAGAAACCAAUCUGAAAGCUAAGAGAUGCAUAGAAGCCACUCUCAGUUUAAAUGAGGACGACACCAUGAGUAAAUUCAAAGCUACUAUUUACUGUGAGGACCCGAAUCCGAAUUUGUAUUCGUUCGUUGGAAACUUGGAAUUUGAGAAUGAAUCGCACCCUUUGUGCCCUGCACAAGUGCUUCUGAGAGAUUCCAAACUACGGAACACAGAGUACAUAUAUGGAGUCGUCAUUUUCACUGGACCUGACACGAAGGCAGUAAGGAACUCCAUGAAGUCGCCCUCUAAACGUAGCCGGAUUGAGAGGAAGAUGGAUCGUGUCAUCUACAUUCUUUUCUCGAUGCUUGUUUUAAUUUCACUGGUGACGUCUAUUGCUUCUGCAUUGCUUGUCAGUUCCCAGAUGACGAGUUGGUGGUACCUCCGUUUACAAGACGAAGAUCUAUUCUUUAAUCCGUCAAAACCAGUAUUGUCGAUAAUUAUGCAAUUCAUAAGGGCUCUGGUGCUGUAUGGCUAUUUGAUUCCUAUUUCUCUCUAUGUGUCCAUUGAAGUGGUAAAAGUACUUCAAGCUGUCCUCAUUAACAAGGAUAUACAAAUGUUCGAUGAAGCGACAUGCCAGUCGGUCCGAGCCCGCACUUCGAAUUUGAACGAGGAGCUCGGUCAGGUAUCAAUCAUCUUAUCAGAUAAAACGGGGACUUUGACCUGUAACCAGAUGGAAUUUAGGAAAUGCUCCAUUGCAGGAGUCUCGUAUGGUGGCGACUUGAAUGAAGUGGAUCUAGCCGCUUCUCAAACGAUGAAUUCGGAUAUGGUUGCAUGCAGGUCUAGUGUCGAUGAAUCUGAUGCAACGAGCCAAAGCAUCGAGAUCUGUGAAUUCCCCGCAGACGACAUUGGCACUCAGAUGGGUUAUAUAGGUGCUCCAGAAUAUUUAGAGAGUCAAAACUUGAAAAACCCGAAAACUUUGGAUGUUCACGGAGAAUAUUCCAUUAAGGGCUUUAACUUCAGGGAUGGCAGGCUGAUGGAUGGGCGAUGGACUCGCAAUUCCCACGUGUUCGACAUAACAAUGUUCUUCAGAGUGAUGGCUCUGUGUCACACCGGCAUACCCACUACAGACGAUCGAGCUGACAAGUUGAAGUUUGAGGCAGAGUCGCCAGAGGAAGUCGCUUUCUUGAUAACCUCUCAGGAAUUCGGCGUACAGUUCUGCAAGAGGACACAAUCAGUUAUGGUUCUCAAGGAACUCGACCCAGACUCGGGAAGCGUCGUGGAAAGGGAGUACAAGCUUUUGAACCUGUUGGAGUUCAGUAGUUCUCGCAAGCGGAUGUCCGUGAUUGUGAGCACCGAAGAUGGUCAAAUCUUUCUUUUGUGCAAAGGAGCGGACAGCAUCAUUUUUGAGAGGCUCGCUGACAAUGGGAGGUCAUACCAGGAGGCGACAAGUUCACACCUUUCAUGUUACGCUGAAGAUGGUUUUCGAACUCUGGCCUUUGGUUAUCGUACUGUCGAAAGGGCCGAGUACGAACACUGGAACUCAAUAUUCACGAAAGCCAAGACCACCGUGGGUCCUGAAAGGGAUGAAUUACUGGAGAGUGCAUCUGAAAUGAUCGAAAAGGACUUGAUUCUGUUGGGGGUUGCCGCUGUCGAGGACAAGUUACAAAAAGGGGUUCCAGAAUGCAUAGAUAAACUCGCUCAAGCAGGCUUGAAGAUUUGGCUGCUUACCGGUGACAAGAAGGAGACUGCAAUCAACAUUGGAUUCGCGUGUAGCUUGCUUCGACAAGAUAUCAAACAGUUUCAUUUGAGUUCUGUCAAGGACUUGGGACGCAGCAACCAAUCGGAGGCGGCGAAAAAAGAUUUAGUAAGCCAAAUCGAAAGCUUUUCUCAAGAAAUACACGAAGAGCACGACAAGCACAUGCCCUUUGCUCUGGUGGUGGACGGGCAGGCCCUCGAGAUUGCUUUGAGAAGCGAUGUGAAGGAUCAAUUCUUACGGUUGGCUGUCGAGUGUGCUUCUGUCAUAUGCUGCCGCGUGUCACCGAAACAGAAAGCCCUCAUCACCCGAUUGGUGAAGGAGUUCACCGGCAAGACUACCCUGGCAAUAGGAGACGGCGCAAAUGAUGCCGUCAUGGCUAGCGACUUCUCGUUGCCCCAAUUCCGGUUCCUCGAGCGACUCCUGAUCGUGCAUGGACAUUGGUGUUACAAGAGAAUCUCUAAGAUGAUCCUUUACUUCAUAUACAAGAAUAUUGUGUUCGGCUUGACGCUAUUCUACUACGAGUUCUACACAUCGUUCUCCGGCCAGGUACUGUAUGACGAUUGGUAUAUGACGGCAUUCAACGUCCUGUUGACAUCGUUGCCAGUCAUAUCCUUGGGAGUUCUUGAGCAGGACGUUCCAUCAGAUGUGUGUCACCAGUUUCCUGCCCUUUAUCAACAGGGUCAAAGAGGCAUAUGCUUCUCUUGGAAGAGAAUCAUCGGAUGGAUACUUAAUGGCGCAGUUGCUUCCUUGAUCAUCUUCCUCUUAACCAUACACGCACUCUCUUCAGUCGCCUUUUCUGGGAAGGGCAACGCCGCUGACAUGGCACACCUCGGCACGAUCACAUACACAUGCGUGAUAUGGACAGUAAAUUGCCAAAUUGCCCUCAUAAUCAGUCACUUCACUUGGAUCCAGCACCUGUUCAUCUGGGGAAGCAUAUUGCUGUGGUACAUUUUCCUGCUUGUAUAUGGCGCGCUCCCUCCCUCCUACUCGAAAACGGGAUUUCAUGUGCUGACUGAGGCCAUUGGAGGCUCUCCUAGCUUUUGGAUCAUCACACUGCUUGUGGUCGUUGCGUCACUGCUUCCAUACUUCGUUUACAUGGUCCUGCAAAGGACAUUUUACCCAUUGGACGACCACGUGAUCCAAGAGAUGAAGCACCGCAAAAAGGACGUCAUCGACAAGCAGAUGUGGUUGAGAGAGCAGCAAAACUCAAAUAGGACGACACAAGUCGGGUUCUCAGCCAGAGUCGACGCGAAAAUACAUCAUCUGAAGGAAGCUAUACAGCGGAGGAGAGCAUCAAUCUACAAGUCAUUCACCAACAGCCCUAUCUACAGGACACUGCGAAGUAGCCCAUUGUUCCAAUAG